GAGUGGAAUAAGAGCGAAGAAGCAAGCAGUAGCAGGUAGCAGGCAUAGAGAGUGAGAACUGAGAAGAUGCCGAAGAGGACAACGCACACAUACUCGAGCGAGGAUGCGGCUCCGGAGGGUCCACACUCGGAUCUCUUUGUUUACUACUGCAAACACUGCGGUUCCCAUGUCCUCAUUACUGACACCCAAUUGCAGAAAAUGCCGAAAAGAAAAACUGACAAAGCUUAUGUGCUGGACAAGACCAAACAUCUGGCCCGCUUCAACAUCGAGGAAGCAGGGAAGGUUCUCUUGAAACGAGGAGAGGGCAAAUUGGAGAAACAAUUCCGCAUGAACUGUAUGGGCUGCGGUCUCUUCGUCUGCUACCGCGCCGACCAAGAUUUCGAUUCUUCCUCUUUCGUAUAUGUUCUUGAUGGUGCCCUCAGUACUGUUGCUGCGGAAACCAACCCUCAGGAUGCUCCCGUUCCCCCCUGCAUAUCCCAGCUUGAAGGAGGUCUUGUUCAGGUUGCUAUUGAAGUCGAAGAUCGUGCACAACGUUCCGCAAUCACCAGAGUAAAUGCUGAUGAUGUUCGAGUCACUGUUGCUGCUCCUGCUGCGCGUGGAGAGGCUAACAAUGAACUUUUGGAGUUUAUGGGAAAAGUUUUGGGUUUGAGAUUGAGUCAGAUGACUCUUCAGAGAGGAUGGAAUAACAAAUCAAAACUUCUUGUGGUGGAGGAUUUGACUGCUAGACAAGUUUAUGAGAAGCUUUUGGAGGCUGUACAACCUUGACGUUGUUUUGUAGCUUUAUUAUCCAUGUCUUUGCCUGUUUGGAUUCCCGUCAUUAAUUCACGUUUUCAUGAAUUUGACAGAGAAGCAAGAAAUAGUAACUUCUUGUUUUCACGUUUUUUUACGCGAGUUAAGUGUUGUGGACGUGAAACCAAACACAAACUCUGUUGGUUUUCUGUGAGGUACCGGUUCUUGUGCAUUUUUCAUAGUAAGCCAGGUUGAACCUAAUUUUUUCUGCAAAAAUGAGUUUGGGGUUUAAAUUUCAAUUAUAAUGUUGUUACAUAGAUACACACAGCUAUGUUGUAAUUGAAAAUCUUGCUUGCUAUGACAAUGUUCUAACACAUUAGUGGAUCAAAUACUUGGUUAUGAGAGAGAAAUAUAUCAAGAUCAUUUUUUUUGGCAAUA
Molecule: messenger RNA, 1167 nt
Organism: Cajanus cajan (pigeon pea)
Lineage: Eukaryota; Viridiplantae; Streptophyta; Magnoliopsida; Fabales; Fabaceae
Product: UPF0235 protein At5g63440
Source: RefSeq, a predicted model, not a curated record